Messenger RNA from Helicoverpa armigera (cotton bollworm), 2751 nucleotides. RefSeq lists its product as uncharacterized. NCBI's taxonomy places the organism in Eukaryota, Metazoa, Arthropoda, Insecta, Lepidoptera, Noctuidae. Bases 100 to 2376 code for a protein of 758 amino acids. The transcript is spliced from 4 exons. The record is from RefSeq and is a predicted model, not a curated record.
AACUGGCUGAAAAUAAAAUAAACGUCAUACACAUUCAAAUUUUACGCACACUUGCCAAUCAGCAUAUUUUAUAAGUGAUUUUUGUGUGACAUUGCAAACAUGCAUUCUUGGUUCGUAUUGAUCUUAUUUGGAUGCCUACUAGUGCAGAUUCUCAGCAGACCACAACAGACAGAGUAUAACAAUGAUAGUGAUCUUGAAGAAGCAGAAGAUGAAGAAGAAAAUGAGCCGUCAGGGGACGAGUUCCUUGCUGAUGAUGACGACUCGCGUCUCAUAGAGCAAGAGCCUGCUGUUCAGGAAGACGAGUUGCCGCGGAGUAGACACUUGCUAGACCUCACCGAAAGCAGAUACUUGCAACGGAACUCACCCGAUGACCGUCUUACUCGGACCAAAACCGAUAACCUUUCAGAUUCCAAAUCCAAUAGAAAUCGUGAUACACGAGAGGAGAACACCGGAGGUACACGAUACAACGAUCAGAUGCGGUCUUACCCGAGACGUCGUCAGUCAAACAGAUACAUUGAGGCCAGUGACGAGCAGCAGGAAGCUACACAACAUCUGACCAAUCGUGAUGUCAAGUCUAAUCGUGUCGCUCAAGGACAAGUAGAUAGUCAAGUCAAUAAAAGAACUGUAGAAUUAGACAGUGCAUUAAAUGAAGAAGGUGAUAUGUUGUUUGAAAAGAAUAGAGACCAGAUAAGCAAAGUAGACAGAAAUGAAUAUGGUAAUAAUGACGCUGAAGCCAAUGAACAAUCUCGAUAUUACAAGCAGUACUAUAAUACGAUGCAAGCCGAGAAUAGAGAUCUACUCGAGGAUAAAAGUCAUGAUGGUUCACGUUAUAACUUAAGAGAUAGGCGCGACGUAAAGCAGGCUAACCCAGCUGACACUCCGACCGUGUCUAAUCAAGGAAAUAAGGAAUCCAAUGAAAAAACAGAUAGCGAAGAUGAAGAGUCUGCUAUAAAAAGGCACAUCAAAAAAUUAUCGGGAGACGAAUUAGAUCAGCUUUUGAAUUCUCUGACUGAAGAGAAAAGAGAGCUAUUGAAGAAAAUAAUCGAUGAUGUUGAUGCUGGCGACAAUGGAGCAAUAAACAAAAGAGAAAUUACGAAAAAAGCAGGAGCUGUAGAAGAAAACAAUUUUAUUGAAAACUGCCAAUCUGAUUUGAGUAAAGUUCAAGGAGGUAGUCCAGUAGUAGAUUUAAAUACAGAAGCAGCACCAUCAGCAAACACAGAGACUACAGAGAUCAGUAAGCCACCAGAAGGUCCGACUGAAGGUAAUGAAAUAUCUAGUUCUAAGAGUGCCGAAACAAGUUUAGGUUCUGUUAAUAAAGCAGAACUUACAAACCACAUCGAUGAAGGUGUUCAGAACAAAAAAACUGAUAGCAGUUUAAGUGCGUUUUCGAUAAAUAUUGAUCCCAAAAACCAAGGUGAAAUGGUCGCUAACGUGCAAGUUACAACGAAAACAGAAAGCAAACGAGAAGCUAAUAUUGAUGAUUUGGAAGGUAUGUCAUUCGAGGACUCUAAAAUUGAAAACGAUAUGAGUCUUCAAAAUGGGGCGGACCAUGCUAACGACCAAGGAUACUUUUGCUCCCAAGAUGACAAUUUGUCAAAAUUAUUGGAUGACGACUCUCAGGUUCAUCAAGAAGGUAAACCCUACAAACGAGAUACAUAUUCAGGUAAGCAAUCGGACUUAUCCGAAUCCAUGAAAUCACUGGAAGACUCUUUUCCUAAUUCCAAUGCAUACGAUGAUACGGUGUCUUACUCAGGACCAUUAGUGAGAGUGAAGCGAAAAAAUUCUGACCAAGUUAUUAAGAAGAGAGCUGCUGGUCUUUUACCCGAUGCUAAAGUAGCUUACUUUCCAUACAAAGCAGAAAACGAGGAUGAAGACAACGACGAGGGUAAUGAAUUUGAUGACGAAGGCUUUUAUGAUCGUACUUCUAACUUCGCAAACAACAACAGGGCGUUAGAGGAGGAUGCUGCUAGCGCCGAAAAUUCUGCUCAACCUAAAAACUCUAAUGUUGACAACUCAAAGCCACAACAUGAAAAUCUUGAGAGUGACACAAUGAGUCUUGGAUCAGACACUGACAGCGUGUUGUCUGGCGUAGAAGGUGUCGAUGAUAAUCUUAUGUACAGCGGUGGUACCAGGAACAGACGCACUGCUGACGAUAACCCUAGUGACACAGCAGAUGUUAAAUCUGAGCGAUCGCCGUCAUUAGUUGAAAAUGAAAAGUCGGCUUCAGAAAACUACUUCAAUGCCCCGCAUUAUCAAGAAAAUGACGCAUUUGGACCUCUCCCGCGAAACUAUGACGGAGAUUUAGGCAGAUAUAAAAGAAUAAGACGGGUGAAACAGUCGCACAAUUCUCAAGAACCCGCUCCUUCUGAUGCUUAGCAAAGGUGAUGAUGAUGAUUAUGAUGAUGAUCACAUAAUUUUUAAGUAUUUUAAAUUAUGUUUGCAUUAAAAUACAUUAGUUUGUACUUAACUUUAAUUUACAUUAUUUUGAAUUUGUUUAUAAGUAUUCAAAUAAAAGGUUAUUUAAAAUUAGUUUUUUUAUUCAGACUUUACUCGAAAUUAGACAUACCAUACAUCAUGAUUUCUGUAAUUAUUAGUUACAGUAGUGCAAUAUGAUAUGUUUGAGAUUGAUCCUAUCCCUUAUUUUUAUACUUAAACUGGUUUGUAACUAAUUUUAAAUAACCCUGUAUUAUUUGUAGGUAUUGUUAUGUAAACAUUUAUAAAUAAACAAUCAAAACAUGAUAACAUCGCGCU